AUGUUAUUGGGUGAUAUCUAUCGCUACAGUAUUUGUGUGUUUAUUUUUCCUAAAGGAUCACCAUGGAACUUAGAAGUUGUAAGAAAGGUGAUCCCACUAUCCAUAAUGUUUACUUUAAUGAUAGCAACAAAUAAUAUGUGUUUGAAAUAUGUUGGUGUGGCAUUUUAUUACAUCGGCAGGUCAUUGACAACAGUAUUUAAUGUGCUGUUCAGCUGGAUACUCCUACGCCAACACACCUCAUUAAGGUGUAUUCUAUGUUGUGUCUUCAUCAUAUUUGGCUUCUAUUUAGGAGUGGAUCAGGAAAACCUGCUAGGUUCCUUUUCGCUAGUAGGCACGAUAUAUGGAGUUAUUGGAUCUCUCGUUCUCUCAUUGUACUCAAUCUUCACUAAGAGGGUGCUGCCGAGCGUCAACCAGGAGGUGUGGUUGCUCUCGUACUACAACAAUGCCUACUCCAUCGUUCUGUUCCUCCCACUCAUCGUGCUCAACGGCGAGGCUGGGGUGCUGCUGAAGUACAACGGCUUCGGCAGCUCGUAUUUCUGGACGCAGAUGGUGAUUGGCGGGCUUUGCGGAUUCGCCAUUGGAUAUGUAACAUCGCUUCAAAUUAAGGUUACGUCGCCUUUAACACACAACAUAUCCGGUACCGCGAAAGCUUGCGCCCAAACGGUAAUAGCAACACAAUGGUACAACGAGUCCAAGAACGCCCUCUGGUGGGCUUCGAAUCUGAUCGUUCUGUGCAGCAGCGCCAUGUACGCCAGGUUCAAGCAGAUAGAAAUGGAGCAGAACUCAAGGAAGCCCGUGCCAGAGGAAAAAAGAAGUCUAGUG
Messenger RNA from Iphiclides podalirius (scarce swallowtail), 822 nucleotides. The record is from the annotation of a GenBank genome assembly. Lineage: Eukaryota; Metazoa; Arthropoda; Insecta; Lepidoptera; Papilionidae.